Molecule: messenger RNA, 398 nt
Organism: Symbiodinium sp. CCMP2456
Lineage: Eukaryota; Dinophyceae; Suessiales; Symbiodiniaceae
Source: the annotation of a GenBank genome assembly
AUGGUUUCGAAGUUCAUGACCUGGCAUGCAAGCGGUAUGUCGAAUCGUUCGGCCUGCGACGCUGAGCACCCCGAGCUGGACACUCACAACGUAGAGCUGCUGAGAGAUUGGUGCGAGAGGAACCUGAAUGUCGACGAAGCCCGGAUCGACCCGUACCUGCCUCGGCAAGACCAAGCCGGCCAAGCUCCAGACAGAGCUCGGCUGAAGGCGGUUCUGAAGGAAAUGAAUGACGCCGCCAGAACCUGCGUACGUAAGCUGAAGGCCAUGAAGAAGCCCGAGGCAACGGAGAAGGCUAUGAAGCUUUUCAAGACGCUGAGGAUAAGAGUGCAGAAAGGCCUGGGGAACCACCCCGAGCUGGACAAUCGCAAUGUGGAGCUGCUGAGAGAUUGGUGCGAAAG